Rubroshorea leprosula is the source of this 507-nucleotide messenger RNA. Lineage: Eukaryota; Viridiplantae; Streptophyta; Magnoliopsida; Malvales; Dipterocarpaceae. The record is from the annotation of a GenBank genome assembly.
CCCCCCUCCCCCUAAAGAAACAAUGGCUGCUUCAUUGAAUAAGAGGGUUCUGUUGACCUUGGUGACCAUGGUUGCUAUGCUCAUUCUUGCACUGAGUUCAGAAGGAAGAAAGAUUGAUAGCAGUGGAAUGCUAAUGCUUGCAUUGAAUUCAGAGGGGAGAAAGAUUGACAGCAACAGUAUCAUCCACAGACUCGGAUAUGAUGCUUCAAAAAUUGAGGAGUAUAGGAGGAUGCUGGAAGGUGACCUACAAAGACUUUCACCAGGAGGACCUGAUCCCGAGCACCACUAGCUGGGAACCACCACAAAAAGUUCUUCCUUCAUAAUGAUGUUCUCUACAUCUCUUCCCUUUUUCCUUUUGAUUAGCUCCCCUGUUUCUCUUCCAAUCCGCGCAGGCAGUUUAAAAAGCAUUAGGCUUUACCAUACACCCUUUGUACGGAUCACCAAUAAAUGUCUUAACACUUUGCUUGGUACUUUCUGGAUAUGCUAGAAUAAAAUGUAGUACUCAUU